AUGCCAGCCGCUUCUACCACAUUAUCAACCACUGGAUCCCAACAACCUACAACUAAAACAAUGAACAAUAGUUCUUUGCAUUCUUCUAAAAAAAAAACGAAAUGGUCUUUCAAAUCGGCAAUAUCAAAAAAACCGGUGGAUGCCGCUUCAAAAGCCAAUGAUAUAUCUAAUAACAACCAUCGUUUGAACAAUGACAAGACAACGCGUCAUUUCCAUGAUUCUAAACUAGACCUUUCUAGACCUAGUAAAGUUGUUUGUUCUCGGUUCAAUUCUAGUUCUAGUAAAUUAUCUUGUAACUCCUGUGCAACUGAUAAUACAACUGAUAAUACCGAUACCGAUAAUACUCCUUCGUCACCUACAAACUCUCUCCGCUUCAUGAAUGAUGAUGAUAUAGAAAUGAUACUUGAUGACGAUAGUCAAGAAACAUCUCCUAAUUCUUCCAUCACUUGGGUGGAAGACUUAACUGAUCAAAGCUUUCCAUCCGUCUCACCUAUGGCUCCUCAGCUCUCAAAUAUUACGACUAAUAAUGUCAUUGAUUUAACCUCCUCUCCAUCUCAGUUAAAUGAUAACGUUUCCACCAACAAAUUCAUGGUUCGAACUCUUAGUCUUUUAAGAAAAUUUGAAAAUGAUGAAAGAGAUUCUUCAAAAAGUCGACUACGUUCCCGGUCAAGAUCAUUUAAUGACUUGUUAAAUAAAGAAAAUGGUCAAGUUGUUGAUGAAUCUGUUAAGGAUUUGUCAUCAAAGUUUUCUUCUAAACGUAAAAAAUGUGAAUCAACCGAAUUUAGACCUAUAUCAUUACCUGAUCCUUCUUUACUCAAUCAUGAUUCUUUGGUGUCGGGUACAAAUGAUACCAUGAGAUGUGAUUCUCCUGUCUCCGAUGUUCCCUCCGAUACUCUCUCCGAUCCUCCGAACACUAUCACCUUUAUAAAUAAAAGGUGUUCUUUAAAUGAAUUUUAUGAUAUUAGGCGUAGUUGGUCUCACAUAGAAGUACGGCAUCUUAAAAACAUAUUUUCGAAAAAGCGUGUUAUUCUUGACGGGAAACGAAGAAAUUCCUACGCUUACACUAAUUCUAUAAAAACAAAUCAACAAAUUGCUGCUGAAUCAGAAAUUCGUCUUUUAAAUCAUCUUCAUAAAACAAGAAAUUCUAAUGUGAAGGUUGUUAAUGUUGAUGACAAUGGUAACGUUGAUACGGUUAUAAAAGACCCUCCAACUGUCCCUUCUUCUCCUGUCCUUCAGGUUGAUGUUGAAAAAGAGAUUGAUGUCACUACUAAGUCAAUUCAAAUGAGAAAAUUCAUUUCUUGUGAGAUUUAUUCUACUGAACAAAGUUAUCUGAGUCAUUUAAAAGAUCUAAAAAGGAUAUUCAUGGAUCCAUUUAUCGAUGCGGCUCAACAACCUAAUCCGCUAGUUAAUCCUGAUGACAUUGAAACAAUCUUUGCCCAUAUAAGUGACCUUAUAGUAUUAUCUACUAUAAUUGUAGAAGAUCUCGAAAGUAGCAUGGAUCCAUGGCAAGAAUCUGAAUCAAUGGUUGGAGAAGUAUUUUUAAAAUACAGACCUUAUUUUGAAACAUUAUUAUUAUACGCAGAAAAUCAUGAACAAAAGUUAAAGAAAUAUACACCAGAGUGCCAUAUGGAUUAUGACGAUCUAUGUCACGCAGUAGAUAAUAUGAAGACUCUCGCCCUUCAAUGCGAUAAAGCUAUUCAACAACU
This is a messenger RNA of Racocetra fulgida, 1706 nucleotides long. Lineage: Eukaryota; Fungi; Glomeromycota; Glomeromycetes; Diversisporales; Gigasporaceae. The record is from the annotation of a GenBank genome assembly.